Molecule: messenger RNA, 480 nt
Organism: Paramuricea clavata
Lineage: Eukaryota; Metazoa; Cnidaria; Anthozoa; Malacalcyonacea; Plexauridae
Source: the annotation of a GenBank genome assembly
AUGGAACUUGGUAUGGAAUAUGAUGAUGUUCUUAGCAUGGAAGAUAUAGAGCAUUUCAGAAAGCUAUCACUUAGGGAACGAUUCCAAAGGUUUGUCCAGUCCGAAGAGCUGCCUAACCUCAAAGUUGCAUUUGCAAGGAUUCUUGCAGCCAAGCCACAUAGCGCAGAUGUAGAACGUCUGAUCAGCUGCAGUGUGGCACUGAAGUCUUCUGGUCGUAGUCGAAUGCUCCUUGAAACCGAAAACCUCAAUUUGUAUGUGCAUUAUAACAUGCCGUCGUUGGAUCAGUGGGAUCCUAAACCAGCAGUGAUGAGUUGGAUGAAUGAAAUAGCGCAUCGCGCCCGAGAUUGUCCAAAAAGAAAACAACAACAAUAUUUCAAGGGAAUAUUCUCGGAAGCUGCGAAACUCGAAGAGAAGUUGGCAGAUUGUGAAGAGGAACCAGCAAAGAAAAAAAGAAAACAUUUUAGUUUAAAUUUGCUAUAA